UCACUUUCGCUUGGUUUGGCGGCACGCGGGCCACGAGAACUAGCGUAGGCCAGGCCGGCAUGGCGCGUGGUGGCUGCGGGGCUGAGCUGUGACGGGUCUGGCAGGUGCGAUGGCUCGCACGUGCCGCAUGGGGUCUCCUCUCCGCGGGCGUGUGGGGGCGGGCGGGCUACGCGUGGUGUGUGCAGAUCUGAGGCGACGACCUCAGUCGGUGAGCGCGCCUCCCUCCCGGUGGCGGGUGGCCGACGCGGAUGCUGGGGGCCGCCCUCCUUGGCUGUUCGAGCAACAAGAUGGCGGCGGACGUGGGGCUCGAUGAUGUGGUUUCCCCGGUGGCCCUAUGCAUUGAUCCGAAGACGGUGUCCUUUGCUCUAGUUCCACACUUGCCCCGCCAGCCCAAGAUGACAACGACUUCCGGGUGCUGUUGUUGCUGCAGGGUGGGGCGAUGGGGGGCUCUGGAUUUGGAUUGUGGGUAUCUCCUGGCUGGCGAUGGUGGCCACGAUGUCGGCAAUGCUUUGGGCAUUGCUACCCUUCCUGAAGGUGCGUUGUGAUCCUCCCCUUGCCCUCGACCUCCAUGGCCCGGGUGAAAGCCCAAAAUCUCCUGUGUCGGUACUAAAACCGACAGACCUCGGGGUAGGGGGUCCCGAGCUGUGGAUCUCGGAUCUAUGGAUAACAGGGGACGAAGGAGACCGUAUUUACCCAGGUUUAGGCCCUCUCGAAGAGGUAAUACCCUACGUCCUGCUUGAUUAUAUUGAUGAUGAUGUAUCGAGUACAGGCGUGAUCUACCUCGAGAUUGUAAGUAAUGUUCUAACCCUAAGGCUAGGUGGUUGCAAUUGUGAUCCUCCCCCUACGGACAAGACCUCCCAGUUUAUAUAGACACUGGGGGGGUACCUAGGAUUACACAUGGUCGGUUGUCAAUCUAGGGUUACAUGCGCCGCCGAGCCGAUGCAAGUCUUGGAGUACACUUCAAGUCUUUGGUAGAAUCCUUCUUCAUUAUGCUGAGGUAUGAGGCUUUUGGAGUCCUUCUAGAGAAAUGGUGGGCCCCAUGGACUGUGGGUCGACUAGGUCGGUACCCCCUAGUCCAGGACACCGUCAGUAGCCCCCGAACCGAUCUUCAAUGCCAAGGGCAACAUCAGACACGUGACUUCGGCUCCAGAGUCUUCGGCUUGACAGGUUAAUUCCUUCAAAUAAUUUCGGUAUGAGAUCCUCUCCCGCCAACAGGCUCUAACCAGAUUAAUUCCCAAAGGGAACAAUUCUUCAACCAUGUGUUAGCCAAUCCCCCUAGCAUCCGAGGACGCGAGCUAACUUAGCCUCGAAGGCCAUCCACCUAGGUGUGAAUGGUGCCCGUAGCUUGACAACUUUUCCCGAAGCGUCACUUCUUAUACCAAAGUGGGUCGGUAACUCCUUGCUCGAUUCGCGGCCCGAGGCGGUUUUUCAUUGGCACGUCUUAUCAAAACAGAGAUCGUGCUCGUAUUUUGGGGAUAUCAUCAAGAUUUUGUUUCACCCCACGCGCAUAAUGGCGUUUCUGUAUUGAGGCGUUGCGAUUUUAACGGCGUAGUAAGGGGACUCUUGGCCUUUCACAGGCCUAUAAGAGUGAAAAGGGAGCCCUUGACAAUCCACGCUUCCGUUCCUCCCUUGCCUACUGCCUCCUGAGCUCCAGCGCCCAGAUCCAAUCCUCAAUCCACUCGCCUCUCUCAUGUCCAAAGCUUCCCUUUCCGGCCAUGGCCGACGCCACCUUGAAGGGGCACCGGGCUGGCUCCAUCGUCAUGGAGGGCACCAUCCUGGAGCUGCGGAGUGUGGGGUACAUCCCCGCCAACGUUGCGACCCGGCCAUCGGAGAAGGACCAGCGAGCACCCACCCCAAGCCGUGGGAGAGGGUCAUUUUCGUUCCCCACCUCAUCAGAGGUAUGGGGUUCCCGCUGCACCCCUUUGUGCAUGGGAUCCUCUACUAUUAUGGGCUGGAUUUCCACCAUCUGGCGCCAAACUCCAUCCUCCACCUCGCAUCCUUCUUAAUCGUUUGCGAGGCCUUCCUCCGCGUCGAGCCCUACUUUGGGCCGUGGCUGAAAACCUUCGGCAUUAAGCUGAAGUCCAGUGGCCGGCGAACCUUUGUCGAAACCAUCAGGAGUGGUAACGUGACUGGUUCUACGUCACCGAGCCAGUCGCCGGCGGUAAGGCCGAAGUCCCAGCCUUCUUGGCUGACCCUUCGAGGAGGCUGGUUUCUUGGAAGAGGAAGGGUAUCGACUGGGGCAACUUCGACGACGUGACCUUGCUGCAGCAGAAGAUCCAGUUUCUGGCAGACAAGAAGAUCAAGCUGACGUCAUGCUCCAUCGCUGCAUCUUGCCACUCCAACUUCGGUGAGUCCGAUGUGGGUUCACAAGUCCGCAGACAAGCCGCUCGUGAAGUAUUUUUUUCCGCACAUCCCUGUCUGGGAUGUGGACGGCGCUUUUCAAGCCGUCCAAACACGAUUUCCCCAUAGAGGGGAGGGACUGCGGCUUCGACGCCGCGCACGACGCCAACGAGGUAAUUUCUACCAUAGGGCCUUAUAUUCUCGUCUUGUAUUUUGUGGAUGUAUCUUGAUCGAACUUUUUGAACUUCUCCUCCCUUCACAGACAGCAAAUGCUGUGCCCGACGUCACUGCCAGAGGAGGCGAGAACUCCCCAUCUCACGGCGUUCUUGGCCGAGGAGCAGUACGUGGUUCCGGCCAAGGAGCCGAAGCAGCCAAAGGGGAAGGCCAGUAGGCGCCUCCGAGGCACUUCGGGGCCUGGUCCGAGGACACCCAUGUCUCCUCCACCCACGAGGAGGAGACGGAAGACGAAGAAGAGGAGGCGGUCUCUCCGAAGAGGAAGAGAACGGCGUCCGAGGACCUCAUUGAGGAGGCACACACCAAUCCCAUAGGAAACUGUGCACGGCCUCGGGCGCGCCGGUCGGUCAACGACCCGAGCCCGCUCAGCUGACCCUCUCUGACACCUCGGAGGACCCCCUUGCCCAGCUGCGCAGAGCGAGGCCGGCACUGUUUAUAGGUAUUGUGUAAAUGCCCGAUUACUGAUUAGUCUUUGGAGCUUGUCCGCCCUCUAUGGAAGAGAGUGGGUCCGUGGAGCGUCCCAUUCCCCCCUCUGCCCCUGACGGGCUGGGGGAAGCGACGUUGCGCCCAACCCCCACCGUUGACAACACGGGGGUGGGCGCCGGCGGUUCAUUGGCCGAGGUCCAGACCUCGGUAGCCGAAGACCACGGGGAGGAAGUCCCCGUGGUUAUAGAAGACGAGGUGGGCCGAGGUGGAUCCUCGGCCUAGAUCACUCUGGAGCUGCCAAAGCAGCCCAAGGUUACCGUCCUUGACACCACGGCGGGUGGAACCAAAGUGCUUAGCCUUCCCCUCCUACUUCAAAGUAGGUCGUGAUGGGGUGGCCUGAGGAGAUGGAGGUCGCCGUGGCAAGCUCCUCCAUCCUAGAAGAGCAACGUGCUCUGAUUGGCGCGGCGCUGGGGAGCUUCCGGUCCGUGGAGGCUGGAAUGCAAGAGGCCUUCAAGGGUCUUCUUACAGCUUUCGAGGCCUCUACUUCGGCUCCGAGCUCUGUCUCCGAGGAAUUGGCGGAGAUGAAGCUGAAGCGGUCCGAAGAGGACCUCGAUCUGAUGCAAAAGCAGAUCGAAAGUGCCCAAGUUCUUGGAACUGCUUUAGCAUACAACAUGGUGCUUGAUCUUCCUUUCUGGGCUGGUGUACUGAUUUGUGCAGCAACUGUUAUACUGCUUCUCGGAUUACAAAGCUAUGGGGUCCGGAAAUUGGAGUUCAUGAUUGCAGUGUUUAUGCUCAUCAUGGCCUCUUGCUUCUUUAUAGAGCUGAGCCAUGUCAAUCCUCCAAUGAAUGAGUUAAUUGAAGGGUUAUUUAUCCCAAGACUUAAAGGACAUUAUGCUAUCUCCGAUGCAGUCGCACUGAUCAGUGCCCUUGUUGUACCGCACAAUCUCUUCCUACAUUCUUCUCUUGUUUCAUCAAGAAACUUACCAUCAUCCUCUGAAGCAGUUAAGGAUGCAUCUGUGUUCUUCUUGCUAGAGAAUGCAUUCGCUUUGUUUCUUGCGCUUGUCAUAAAUGUUGCCAUUGUAUCACUCUCUGGAACUAUAUGUGCUGAUAAUCUUUCACUGGAUGAUACGAACACAUGCAGCAGUCUCACUUUAAAGUCAGCAUCCGUACUAUUCAAGAAUAUUUUGGGACGGUCAAGAUCAAUUUUUUAUGGUUUGGCAUUAUUAGCUUCUGGACAAAGCUGUGCAGUGGUUACCACCUACUCUGGGCAAUACAUUAUGCAGGGAUUCUCAGGGAUGAGGGUAUUCAUCAUAUACCUUUUUGCUCCCUGUCUCACCAUGGUGCCUACUUUGAUAAUUUGCGGCAUUGGUGGUGCUUUACGAGUUCGUCAACUUAUCAAUAUAGCAGCGGUCAUAUUGUCGUUUGUGCUGCCAUUUGCUCUCGUUCCUCUCCUCAAAUUCAGUAGCUGUUGCUCAAUGAUAGGACCAUACAAGAACUCAACAUGGAUCACGAGAAUAUCAUGGAUCCUGUCGUUGGUGAUCAUCGGCAUCAAUACUUAUUUCUUUUGUACUAGCUUCGUCAGUUGGCUUGUAUAUAGUGACCUACCAAGAUUUGCUAAAGCAAUAAUUAGCACCCUCGUCUUCCCUUUCAUGGCGGCCUAUAUUGUAGCGGUCAUUUACUUGGCUUUCAGAAAAGUUAGUACUAAUGCCGUACUCCCCUCCAGUUCAGUUUCUUGUGAGAUUGAAGUGGCAGAGGUGCCAAGACAAGACAACAAGGAUGAAGUUUUGGCUCUACAUUGCUAGAUUGAAAGAUUGGAUCCAGACCUUGUUUUGGAGACGGUAAUAUCUUGAUUUCUUCAAGAAUGAAGCCGUUUUCGGUGCAAUUAGUGCGAUCCAAAAAGUCCCUUGUAACUCUUCGAUGAACAAAGCAUCAACUAGUUCAUGUAUAGCAUAUCAGCACUCAAUGGAUGGCAUAUAUAGUGGGAAAUCAUUUACUGGUCUUUUAGUUACUCAAUUGUUUGUCAUGCACGUUCAAAUAGGCACCUAAUAUAAGGUAUUUCUUGUGA
Triticum aestivum (bread wheat) is the source of this 5065-nucleotide messenger RNA. Its product is annotated as metal transporter Nramp4. NCBI's taxonomy places the organism in Eukaryota, Viridiplantae, Streptophyta, Magnoliopsida, Poales, Poaceae. Gene Ontology annotation, cellular component: plasma membrane. Gene Ontology annotation, biological process: manganese ion transport; iron ion transmembrane transport. The transcript has 10 exons. Gene Ontology annotation, molecular function: cadmium ion transmembrane transporter activity; manganese ion transmembrane transporter activity. The record is from RefSeq and is a predicted model, not a curated record. The coding region runs from base 3387 to 4802 and encodes 471 amino acids.